AUGAAUACAAGAUUCACGCCAAACGCAGACAAGCUCAAUCUCAAGUUUGAAGGCUACAAACUGCGUCCGUUUCAAGAAGCAACCAACCUCAUCCGAGUUCCACUUGAAGGCAUUCAAGUGUACGAACCCACGAACGAUCAAAGACUUGGUUUCCGCGACCUUCAAGCAAGGAUUAGAUACAGCAAUUUGAUCUAUGGCCAUCCUCUAGACCAACAUAGAGGCUCGUCAUUCUGCAUUGACCAGGAGUUCAACUUGCACAUGAUUGUCUAUGACAAGUUGACCAGAAGCCUAGAGACGUAUUUAAUCACACAGCUGAUCAAGCCUUUGGGAGGUGUUCCAGCAUUUGUGAACCUCGACAGCACUGUGCCAAUCGAGCCCCAACUGCCUUCAGCUGUAUCAGUCAGCCGCGAAUUACUGCUGGCAUCCAACGGCGUAGGCGACAUUGAAUUGAUUGGAAUGGAGGAAAAGGGCGGAAAGAUGCUGGGAACUUCACUCGCAUCAGUAUGUUACUUGGGCGUAGGAAAUGAAGGCAUCUCACCCGUGCCAUGCAUGCUACUAGCAGCUCGUCAAAUCAAAACCAAAAUAGUACUCGUCGUAUACAGUCGCACAGCAUCAAAGACCACCGAAUUCAAUAUUGCCACACUAGAACUAGACAUUCCUACCGACACCACCGAGAGGCUAGAUGAUGGAUCAUUUGUAUUGCUGCUCAAAACAUUGCACAUUCAAACUGGACCAGAAGUGCCUGUCUACUGCGCUAUCACGCCCUCUGGCAAUUGCAUUUUUGGCAGCGAAGUACGCUACAACAAGAUCAAGUUACUGCAGCACAGAGACGACGAUGGUAGUGCUGAGGACGGAACAACAACGCCAAUGGACAUUGUAGAGAAUCUGCCCAAGCAUGAUGCCUAUCAAUGGAGUCAAGAGGGUGCUGACAUCACUGUGCAAUUCAAGCUGCCAGAGAACACGCCUAAAUCAGCCAUCAGCUGUAAAUUCGUGGUGGAUCAUGUGAGUCUGCUAAUCCAGAACAGCUCGAUUUCUUACCCAUUCCGCAAGUUAUGGAGCACAAUACAGCCUGACGAGUCUCUUUGGACACUAGAAGACAAUAUGCUGACACUUUGCAUGACCAAGGUGGAUGAAAACACGCGUUGGCCGCAAUUGUUUGACAAGGAUGAUGGUGUCUUGGAAACACUCUCUGACCAACACUUGUCAGAAAUCAAAGAUAGAUUAGCCAAACUAACAUCUGAGAAUACUUCCUCAUCCUUGGUCCCUAAUCACUCUUUUGUGCAAGCAGCUCAGCAUCCAGCAGCAACGGAUAUGGAUGAAGAUGUCGAUGAUGCUGGUGAACCGGUUGUGUUUGGCGUGUAUGACCGCUGUGGCAACGUGGUAGACGAGUUCAACUCUGGCACCUCUCGCUGGAUUUGCAGUUCAUAUGAAGCAGCACACAAGCUUCCUUCUGUUUGCCUUCAAAUGGAUGUAGACGGGCUCGUGUUUACCCUGACCGAGGUGGAGGAUAAGAUUCAAAUCGAACAUACAGCUACAUUGGACGCAUUUGCGUUCGUUCAAGCAUCCAAGCGCGAUGCUCGAUUCAUUCACCACGACGCUGAUUUGCACUUUGCCUCUAUCAUUGAAAGCAGCCGAAACGCCUAUCUAUACUACCAUCAUGACGACAAGCGCUUGGAAGAAGUGCAAACGCUGGUGGAUUUGACGCAGGGACAUGAUGUGGAUAUUAUGGGAGCACAAGUUGUGCAUGAAAGGGCCCUUUUGGUCCUGACGGAAUCACAGCUUGUGCUGAUCUGCUUGGAUUAG
Messenger RNA from Mucor velutinosus, 1803 nucleotides. It is a transcript of the gene ZRC1, whose product is annotated as Zinc resistance conferring protein. Bases 1 to 1803 code for a protein of 600 amino acids. The record is from RefSeq and is a predicted model, not a curated record. The transcript has 2 exons. Lineage: Eukaryota; Fungi; Mucoromycota; Mucoromycetes; Mucorales; Mucoraceae.